UCACAAAGCUGUUGAUAUAGCCUGGGAUGCAAAGACCUGUUUGUAGUUUUUGGGCACUCCUCUGGGCCUCUGCAUUGCUUACCAAAGAUGUACCGACCUGUUCUUGUACCUGUUAGAAAAAGAAGCUGUUUAGAGCCAUGGGUUAUUGGCUUAAUCACCUUUAUAUCCCUGAUUGUUCUGGCAGUGUGCAUUGGACUCAUUGUUCAUUAUGUAAGAUACAAUACCCGGAAGAACUACAAUUAUUAUAGUACCUUGUCAUUCACCAGUGACAAAUACUUCCAUGAGUUUGAUAAAGAAGCUACCACAAAUUUCACUGAAAUGAGUCAGAGGAUAGAAACAAUGGUUAAAAAUGCAUUUUAUCAAUCCAGCUUAAGGAAAGAAUUCAUCAAGUCCCAGGUUAUUAAGUUCAGUCCCCAGGAUCCCGGAGUGGUGGCCCACAUGCUGAUGAUUUUUAGAUUCCCCUCUACCCAGAGUCCUGAAUCCAUAAAAAAAACAAUUCAACGUGUGCUGCAUGAGAAACUCCAACAUGCAACUGGGCCCCCCAAAGUAGACCCUUCGUCAGUUGUGCUCACAAAUAUCAACAAGACGGAAACGGACAACUAUUUGAGUAACUGCUGUGGGACACGGAUGGGUGCAAGCUUUGGCACAAGUGACAGGAUAGUCGGGGGACAAGAAGUAGUGCAAGAAGGUGAAUGGCCCUGGCAGGCCAGUUUGCAGUGGAAUGGGGUUCAUCGUUGUGGGGCAACCUUGAUCAGUACCACGUGGAUUGUCAGUGCUGCUCAUUGCUUCAGAAAUUACAAGGACCCUGCCAGAUGGAAAGCUUCUUUUGGUGUGACAGUAAAUCCCCCCAAAGAGAAACGAGGCUUCAAGAGGAUUAUUGUUCACGAAAACUACAAGUAUCCAUCUCACAAUGAUGACAUUGCUGUUAUAGAGCUUUCUCGCCCUGUAACUUACACAAACGCGGUGCAUCGAGUGUGCCUCCCAGAUGCAUCUCAUCAAAUUAAUCCCGGUUCUGCAGCAUAUGUCACAGGAUUUGGAGCACUGAGGAAUGAUGGUAACAGUGUAAAUCGUCUUCAGCAAGUAAAAGUGAAUAUCAUAGACACUAAAACAUGCAAUAAGCCACAAGUUUACAACAAUGCUAUCACCCCUGGAAUGAUAUGUGCUGGCUAUUUGAAAGGAGGAAAAGAUGCUUGCCAGGGUGACUCUGGUGGACCUAUGGUCAGUUCAAAUUCUAGAGACAUCUGGUAUCUUUAUGGCAUAGUGAGCUGGGGUGAUGAAUGUGCAGCACCAAAUAAGCCAGGUGUCUAUACUCGAGUGACUGCUUUUCGUAAUUGGAUUGAAGCCAAAACCGGUGUCUAAGAGAGAAGUGAUUUGUAAAAUGAAAUGCCCAGUUACAUGUGGACCAUGCUCACCCCAAGCAACCUAUAUGUAUUGAUUAUGCUAUAUCUAUAAAGUUUCUGUCUUUGAGAUUUCAACUUAAGGCCAUGAAUCUCGAGUGAAUGUCAACGGUGUGAAUGGUUUCCAUCCAUUCUUGCAGAUUGUUGCAUUUACUGCCUUUGUAAAGGUAGUGAACAAUCAAAAAAGACAAAAUAAACCAAUUAUUUUUGCUUUAAAAAUAAAUUUAUAUAUAUACAGA
This is a messenger RNA of Vombatus ursinus (common wombat), 1636 nucleotides long. RefSeq names its product transmembrane protease serine 11E-like. Gene Ontology annotation, cellular component: plasma membrane; extracellular region. NCBI's taxonomy places the organism in Eukaryota, Metazoa, Chordata, Mammalia, Diprotodontia, Vombatidae. The coding region runs from base 88 to 1359 and encodes 423 amino acids. The record is from RefSeq and is a predicted model, not a curated record. The transcript has 10 exons. Gene Ontology annotation, molecular function: serine-type endopeptidase activity. Gene Ontology annotation, biological process: proteolysis.